Molecule: messenger RNA, 2700 nt
Organism: Theobroma umbraticum
Lineage: Eukaryota; Viridiplantae; Streptophyta; Magnoliopsida; Malvales; Malvaceae
Product: Chaperone DnaJ-domain superfamily protein
Biological process (GO): clathrin-dependent endocytosis; clathrin coat disassembly
Cellular component (GO): intracellular membrane-bounded organelle; cytoplasm; vesicle
Molecular function (GO): clathrin binding
Source: RefSeq, a predicted model, not a curated record
AAAAACAAAAAUACCGAGACAUAAAACACAAACCGGUCUGGAGUCGGGCAGGGAAACGAAGGGAGUGGAAGACGAAGAGAAGGAGAGAACAAAAGAAAGGGGGAAAAGGAAAAGCAGCUAAAACCUAAAAGUAGCCAAAAACGCAAUUUUCUUGUCUCCCUCCCUUUCUCUUCCGAUUUUUUUUUUAAUUCCAAAAAAAUAAAAAAUAAAGGAUAUUAUUAUUCUCUAUAUUUUUGCUGAAAAUUAUUGGACAAUUGACUCCUCACCCUCCAUUUUUUUUUCUUCUCGUUACUUUUUCCUUUAUGUCUCCUCAGAUCUAAACCUUCUCAGAAAUUUAGGGGCGAAGUCGAUUCGGCAAAUCAGCGACGAAAUUAGGAAAAAAACCGCCGGUCCGAUCUAAGAAGCCGAAUUGAUAUGGAUGAUUUUCCAGGUUUAUUAGCCAAAGAUUUUGGGAUCAAACCUCAAGGCAAGUCGGCCCCGAUGGCACCUCCUCGAAACCCUUCUUCGGGUACCAAUUUCUCUUCGGGUUCGAAUUACGGGUUCCGAUCCGAUUUUACCCGAUCCUCGUCCGGCAACGCCAAGUCAUCAUCCAAUGCCAUUUUCGACGAUCACGAUCGCGACGGGCUCAUCUUUAACGACGUAUUUGGUGGACCACCCAAAUACUCCUCUGAAUCUCGAGCCACAGCCGCUCAAACGUCGUCUUUCGAUUACGACUCCAUUUUCAAGGAGCCGAAGCCGCCGGUAUUUGACAAGCCUGUUUACGAUGACGAUCUUUUCGAUGGAUUGCCAGGGAUCAAGAGCUCUUCCUCAUCAGCGUCGGCCGCUAAGUACGAUGACGUUUUUGCUUCGAUCUCGGGGUCUUCGCCUCCUCCUAAGCACAGGUCCGUAAGCGGCUCGCCGUUUGAUGAGCUGCUUGGGAAUCUAGGGAGGAAAGAGACUGACACGAAGACAAAGAGCGAGAGAGUGAAAGCGGAGAAAGAUGCGCCUGUUUUUGAUGAUUUGCUUCCUGGUUUCGGUCGGAGCAGCUCUCCUGCACCUGCAAGGUCAACUUCAGAUGUCCACCAGUCCCAGAAACCAGCCUCAAAUUCAAUCAAGACUGGCCCCAAUAUGAUGGAAGACCCCUUUGUCGUCUUAGAAUCAACAUCAGUCCCUGCAGAUUCGUCCUCAGGGUUGUUUACAGACCCCUUGGAAGAAAUAAGUAAAAUUAAUGGAUCUGCGAAGUCAAGAGUGGAGAGUUCAUCUGGAAGUGGGGGAGUAUUUGAUGAUAUAGAUCCUCUUGAUGGUCUUGGAAAAUCUGUACCUCCAGUGUCAUCUGAGAUCAAUAAGAGGGGGAAGGACAGGAGCCCUUUAAGAACUGCAAGUGGUUCACAAACUCCUGCUGGUAAAGAGCCAAUUGAUGAAGAAUAUGAGCAUCAUACAAAGAAGAGGAUGCCAUCUGUUGACAGUUUUCCGGAAUCUCAUCAACCUGUUUUUGACAUGCCCAAUGUGUCAACCGAUUUUCCUAGCUCUGUUGGUCGAACUACUAGCCCUCCUCCAUACUCAAAUGUCAGUUCUAAUGACACUAGUUCCCAGGUAAAUACAACUCCUAGAUCUGAGGAGAACUUUGACACAUCUGAUGAAGUGUGGCUCACUGUAUCAGAGAUUCCUCUCUUUACCCAACCUACCAGCGCUCCACCCCCUUCAAGACCCCCGCCUCCAAGACCACCUCGAGUUUCAAAGUCAGACACAGGCUCAUUUUCUUCCACAAAUGCAAAAAAGGUCAAUGAAUUUUCCUCUUUCCCAAAUUCAACUCAGUACUCGCACAGCUCGCAGUCUGCUCGUGUUGCAGGAAGGAGCUCUGUUACAUCUCAAUUUGAUGAACUUAGAAUUGCUGAAACACUAGAUGUUGAGAUCAAGAGAUGGGCUGCUGGGAAAGAGGGAAAUUUGCGUGCUCUGCUGUCAACAUUGCAAUAUGUUCUUUGGCCUGAAUGUGGUUGGCAGCCGGUUUCUUUGACGGAUUUGAUUACAGGUGCUGCAGUUAAAAAAGCUUACAGAAAGGCGACUCUUUGCAUCCAUCCUGAUAAAGUCCAGCAAAAAGGUGCCAAUCUUCAACAGAAAUAUAUCGCAGAGAAGGUGUUUGACUUGCUCAAGGAAGCCUGGAACAAGUUCAAUUCGGAGGAGCUUUUCUGAGUUUGGAAUUGUUGAUUACGUAGCUCAAAAAUUCAUGAACUAUUCCUUGGGAGUUGAAUGCAUGACUGUUGAAGCAGCUAUAAUUUUCUUAUCCGCAGCUGUUGUCGUCUGCUUCGAUUUGAUGAUUUCAUCGAAUCAGCUGUUAAAGCGUGGCACAAGGUGCUGCUUCAAAGGCCGCAGAGGCAUCUGAAGGGUGAAGUACUCUUCUUUUGUUAAGGUUGAUUGAUGUACAUUAAUCUUCAUCCAGCUUAUGCACGCGGAAGUUGGAAUCUUGGUGUUAGUGUAGAUUAUUAUAUAAUUCAGCGAAUUGGUCAGUUCUAUCAUCCGCCCCACCCCAUAUGCACGGAAUGAGGGGAUUUUUUGUGUUAAUUCUUUUACAAUAUUGUUUUUAUAUCUUUUUGUGGCAAAUAGAGAGCUAUGAUAUGUUGAGUGAAUGCCUACAUGUUCUAUUGAUAUCAAAACAAUAGUAUGAGAUGUGUAUGAUUGUUGAGCUGGCUUAUUCCGAUUCAUAUAUAUCAUCCAUUUUUUCUA